Baudoinia panamericana UAMH 10762 is the source of this 2421-nucleotide messenger RNA. RefSeq lists its product as uncharacterized. Gene Ontology annotation, cellular component: mitochondrion. Gene Ontology annotation, molecular function: metalloendopeptidase activity. The record is from RefSeq and is a predicted model, not a curated record. Gene Ontology annotation, biological process: peptide metabolic process. The coding region runs from base 1 to 2421 and encodes 806 amino acids. The transcript has a single exon. Lineage: Eukaryota; Fungi; Ascomycota; Dothideomycetes; Mycosphaerellales; Teratosphaeriaceae.
AUGCUGAAGAGAUGGGAGCGGCAGGCUUGGACAUGCCCGCAAUGCGCUCAUCGACAACGGAAGAUCGUUAAAAGGUGUCUUGUCACAAGCAGCAAUGCCAAGGGUGCUGCAGCGGCGGCGGCGGCAGUAGCAGAAGAGUGGCAGCCAGUGUCGAAGGCAUCAUCCAGCGCCUCCCACGAUGACCGGACGUUACGACACAUCUUCGACUCACCCGGCUUCUGGAAGGAUUUUUCGGCAAAGACGAAGUACCACUAUGGCGGCAGACAGACAGGCUUGUUCCGGAACGGGUACCUCACGCGACCAGAGGGCUUUCAACAGUUUGCUUCGGUAACGUUGGCGAAGUGUGAGCGUAUAGUGACAGCCGUGUUGUCGUAUCAGACCGUUGAAGAGCUCAGACGAGUCGCUCGAGAUCUGGAUCGAUUGAGCGACCUACUAUGUCGCGUGAUCGAUUUGAGCGACUUUGUUCGUUCCGUCCAUCCGGACCGGCGUGUACAGGCUGCGGCGAGCCAGGCCUAUGCGACCAUGUUUGAGUACAUGAACGUACUCAACACGACUACGGGGCUGAAUGAUCAAUUGAAGAAGGCCUCUGCUGUACCGGAGAUCUACGACUCAUGGAGCGAAGAGGAACGUACCGUUGCUGCCAUAUUGAUUAAAGACUUUUCGAAGUCGGCCAUCGACUUGGCUGAGACGGACAGGCAAGCAUUUGUUGACAUCUCAAACGAGAUCGCACAAGUGGGCAACGACUUCGUUGAGAAUAUGGCGGCGGAGAAAAGCACGCUGAGCCUGGAGUCGAGCAGGCUGAAGGGCAUGGAUCCGCUGUUUGUUCGACAGCUGACACGAUGGGGCUCCGUACAGCUGCCGACGGUUGGUAUGCCGGCCACACUUGCGCUCAGAUACGUCGAGGAUGCCGACACCCGGCGCGAGAUCUAUAUGGCAAGCCGGACGUCGUCACACAGCAAUCUGCAAAGACUAGAGCAGAUGUUGAAGCGCAGAGCAGAAUUAGCGAAGCUCAGCGGCUACGAUAGCUUCGCUCAACUGACGCUGGCAGACAAAAUGGCAAAAACGCCAGAAGCGGUGACCUCCUUCCUGGAUGCGCUCGCAAAGGAGAAUGCACCUAGAGCUAGGGAAGAGGUGCAGGACUUGUUGGAGCUCAAAAGGUCAGAAGCAAGGGUCGGCAACUUCCCGGCCGAGCUGAAUGCAUGGGACCGAGACUACUACACAGCCCAGCUCAUGUCCGGCAUGCGCUCGAAAACCCGCGCGCCCGACUUCCUAUCCGCUUACUUUUCGCUCGGCACGGUGAUGCAAGGCUUGUCACGCCUGUUCCAUCGACUUUAUGGCAUUCGGCUUGUCCCGAAGGAGACACUGCCGGGCGAGACAUGGAACCCGGAUGUACGCCGCCUAGAUGUGAUCGACGAUCAUGAGGGCCACAUAGCAGUGAUUUACUGUGAUCUAUUUGAGCGAGCUGGCAAGAGCCCGAAUCCCGCCCAUUUCACUCUGCGAUGCUCCCGCCGCAUUAGCGAAGAAGAGAUGCAAGAAGCUGCCGAGCUCUCUUCGCAGUCUGACAGCCCGUUUGCGACCGCGCAGGAAGCCGCCAACGAUGGCUUGGCGACAAACUUCAACCCUCGUGACGGCAAUGCCCUCUACCAACUCCCCACUAUCGCGCUAAUCUGCGAUUUCUCACUCCCUCCUCAGCCGAACUCCGGUCGGCCUACCCUAUUGACGUUUCGUGAACUUACUACUUUAUUCCACGAGAUGGGUCAUGCCUUACAUUCGAUCUGCGGGCGCACUGCCUUACAGAAUGUCGCCGGUACGCGCUGUGCCACCGACUUCGCCGAGCUGCCAUCCGUGCUUAUGGAGAACUUUGCCUCUGCGCCCGAAGUGCUAGCGCUCUACGCUCGACAUUGGGAAACCGAUGCACCCCUUGACCCAACCCGGAUCAAGGAGCGGGUGGAGCUCGACCGCAGAAUGCAGGGUGCGGAGAUCGAAAGCCAGGUGCUUCUCGGUAUGCUAGAUCAGGAGUACCAUUCUGCCCGACCUUUGACUUGGCCGGAAGGAGGCAUUGGUGAGAGUACGAAACUAUACCAUGAGGUCUGGAACAACUACUCCCAGGUCCCUGAACCGCCUGGGACUUGCUGGCAGGGGUUCUUUGGGCACUUGUUCGGCUACGGAGCGACUUACUACUCGUACCUCUUCGAUCGAGCUAUAGCGGGAAAGAUUUGGAGGGAUGUCUUUCAGCGCUCCGCAAACGGUGCCGUGGACCCGAAUGCUGGCAAGCGGUUUAGGGAGGAAGUAUUGAGGCACGGAGGCGGUAGAGAUGGGUGGCGGUGCGUAGCGGGUGUGCUUGGAGAGGAGGGAAGUCCGUUGGCGGAUGGGGAGCGGAAGGCGAUGGAGGAGGUCGGGAGAUGGGGUGUGCAUAGCUAG